Molecule: messenger RNA, 2751 nt
Organism: Phaedon cochleariae (mustard beetle)
Lineage: Eukaryota; Metazoa; Arthropoda; Insecta; Coleoptera; Chrysomelidae
Source: the annotation of a GenBank genome assembly
AUGGCUUCGCCGCCUCAGAACCCGUCUCAGAAGGGUUCAGAGCCUCUGCACGGGAUCGGGAGGUGGUUAGAGGAGAAUCAGGUGGCAGUCGAGAGGUGGUUGAGAGACUAUGCCUCCCAAGACCUGAAAAACAGAGUCCAGAACGCAUUAAAACCACAACAGGCGAAGCCAGCAAAAAACUCGAAUAUCUCAUCUGAAAUUUUCCAUUUGUGGCUGGCAGCGUCUCCAUCCAGCAACAAUGACCAUCAACUACAAAAUGUCCGUCCUGGUCGCGAUUAUGGUUCUUUGGAGGAAUCUGAACUUUUCAUGGAACUCAUACGCGACGUAGCAAAUGAGCUCGAUAUCGAUGUGCUUUGCUACAAAAUCCUCAAAAACGUCAGCAUCCUGACUCACGCCGACCGAGGCUCCCUCUUCCUAGCAAGAAAAACAGCUGGAGAAAACUACCUGUUGGCCAAACUGUUCGACGUUAGACACGACACUUCCUUCGAGGAAGCCAUCAAACUGUCCAGAUCUGAGGACCUCAGAAUUCCAUUUGGUGUGGGCAUAGCUGGAAAAGUCGCUCAGACCAAGAAAUUGAUCAAUAUCAAAGAUGCAUACAAGGAUCCAAGAUUCAACAACGAGAUAGAUUUGAGGACAGGAUACAGGACGAAUCUGAUACUUUGUAUGCCAAUUUGUAACUACGAGGGGGAUGUGAUUGGUGUGGCGCAGAUUAUCAACAAAAUCAACAAUUCUGAAGAAUUCACAGCAAAGGAUGUCAGAUUGUUUCAACGAUAUCUCACCUUUUGUGGUAUUGGCAUACAGAAUGCUCAGUUGUUCGAAGUAUCCGUUUUGGAAUAUAAAAGAAAUCAGAUAUUACUGAAUUUGGCAAGGAGCAUAUUUGAAGAACAGAAUAAUUUGGAAUGUCUAGUCACGAAAAUAAUGAAAGAAGCCCAAGAUUUGCUGAAAUGCGAGAGUUGUGCUGUAUACCUUCUCGAUCUAGAUUGUUGUGAAGCGAACCAUUUGGAACGUAUCUUGGAGAGACCUAGCAGCAACCAGGCACAAAGACCUGGCCCUUUGAACAGGGCAGAAAGUGGAACAGUGACAGCUGAAGACAUGAGGGAGAAUGGUCUCAGAAAACCAACCCUUUUCACUACCAUUUUCGAAUUACGGGAGGGAGGGACGCAAACAUUAGUAUCCAGACCUUCGUCUUUUGAUCUAGCGAUCUCCACACUAGCUCAGAUAGCUGGCUAUGCUGCUUCCACGGGCCAAAUUCUGAACAUAGGAGACGUAAGAGCUUGGCUGAAAGAGAAACACAAUGAGGGAGAUGCCGAAAACGCCAGGACUAUUCUCUGUAUGCCAAUCCUCAAUGGAGAGCGGACUUUGAUCGGUGUGGCACAGUUGAUUAACAAAGAAAAGAACGCACCUUUCACGGAAUGUGAUGUUUCACUGUUUGAAGCCUUCGCCAUCUUCUGUGGCCUUGGAAUCCACAACACCCAGAUGUAUGAGAACGCUUGCAAGCUGAUGGCAAAGCAGAAAGUGGCCUUGGAAUGUCUAUCGUAUCACGCUACUGCAAGCAAUGAUGCAACUGAAAAACUCCUCAAAGAGCCAAUUCCCUCAGCAAACAUCUACAACUUGUAUAGCUUCACUUUCAUCGAUUUCGAACUGUCUGAUGACGAUACGUGCAAAGCAACUAUACGGAUGUUCUUGGAAUGCAAUUUGGUCCAGCAAUUCCACAUACCAUACGAAGUUCUCUGUAGAUGGGUACUUAGCGUCAAAAAGAACUACAGACCAGUCAAGUACCACAACUGGAGACACGCUCUCAACGUCGCCCAAACGAUGUUUGCAAUGUUCAAAACUGGAAAAAUGGAAAGGUCAGUGAGGAUCUUGAGGUACCGAGCCUUUCUGACUCGAUUCUCCUAUAGGUUCAUGAGCGAUUUGGAAAUCUUGGGCCUCAUCGUGGCUUGUUUGUGCCACGACCUGGACCACAGAGGUACCAACAAUGCCUUCCAGAUGAAAACCGACUCCCCAUUGGCUGUGCUCUACUCUACCAGUACCAUGGAACAUCACCAUUUCGACCAGUGCGUCAUGAUCCUCAAUACAGACAGCAAUAAUAUAUUCCAAGCAUUAUCUCCUGAUGACUAUAGGAGGGUGAUGCGUUUAGUCGAAACAGCGAUUUUAUCUACAGAUUUAGCGAUGUACUUCAAAAAGAAAAAUAGGUUCCUCGAACUGAUAGACAAUGGGGAAUUUGAUUGGCAGAGCGAUGAUAAAAAAGACCUACUAUCUGGUAUGAUGAUGACAGCUUGUGACGUCAGCGCUAUAGCGAAGCCAUGGGAUGUCCAGCACAGGGUAGCAAAACUAGUAGCAGAUGAAUUUUUCGAUCAGGGCGAUUUGGAAAAAAUGCAGUUGAAAGAACAACCUAUAGCCCAAAUGGACAGAGAACGAAAAGACGAGCUGCCGCAGAUGCAAGUGAGCUUCAUCGACGUCAUUUGCUUGCCUUUAUACAGGGUGAUGUCGGAGACGUUUCCGUGGAUGCAGCCUCUCUACGAAGGUACCAUGGAAAACCGACAACACUGGCAAGAUUUGGCGGAAAAAGUCGAAAUGGGACUUACCUGGAUAGACCACGAUACUAUUGAUAAGCCGGUAGAAGCUAUCACAGAUCCUGAAGAAACCAAAGAUAUUGAGCUGACGGUCCAAACAUUGCACACGGUGACUGUAGCGCCUCCUCUGGAACUGAAGAAGAGGCAGAAACACAAGUUCUGUUGCAUUUUGUGA